UGCUGUUUCCAUUUGGGCCAUUGAGGCCGAGAGAUUUCUCGCCGACUUCCGCUUCGACUUCUUCGUGGGAAUAAAGGCCUCCUUGCCCUGUUCCAAAUCUCACUCAGGUUCAGGACCUUCCAUCGCUCAUCAAUGGCAGCCAUCUUAGCUCGGAAGUCACUAUCUGCUCUUCGUUCUCGUCAGCUUAUCUUGGCAGGACAAGCCUUGCAGAGUCCAAAUCAUUAUGGGAUGGCAUUUGCUACACGAUCAUUUGCAACCAAACACUCAUUUUCCACUGAUAAAGAUGAUGAAGAAAGAGAGAAAUUGUCAAAAGAGAUCUCUAAGGAUUGGAAUUCUGUGUUUGAACAAAGCAUAAAUACAUUAUUCCUCACUGAAAUGGUCCGCGGUCUGAUGUUGACACUGAAGUACUUCUUUGAACCAAAAGUUACUAUCAAUUAUCCAUUUGAGAAAGGGCCUUUGAGUCCUCGAUUCCGUGGUGAACAUGCACUCCGACGUUAUCCGACCGGGGAGGAGCGGUGCAUUGCCUGUAAACUCUGUGAAGCUAUUUGUCCAGCUCAAGCCAUCACGAUCGAGGCUGAGGAACGUGAAGAUGGAAGCCGUAGAACAACCAGGUAUGACAUUGACAUGACAAAAUGCAUCUAUUGUGGCUUCUGCCAAGAGGCAUGCCCUGUCGAUGCCAUUGUUGAAGGACCCAAUUUCGAAUUUGCAACAGAGACUCACGAGGAGCUUCUCUAUGAUAAGGAGAAGCUGCUUGAGAAUGGAGACCGAUGGGAAACUGAAAUUGCAGAGAACCUGAGAUCUGAAAGCCUCUACCGUUGAUUCCUCACUCACUCUAAUCAUUAUGAGUUCCAGUAAUUCCUGCCUGGCGUGCAGUUGUGUUUUCUCAAAUUCUAAGAGAAAUCUGAUGAAUAAGUAGUAGAUCAAAUCUAUCUGUGUAUGAGAAUUUUAUGUUUUUGGUGAUUGUCCUUUCUACUCUGGUUAUGGGAGCACUCUUUUAUUUGGAUUUUGAACCAGUUCCUUCCUC
This is a messenger RNA of Diospyros lotus (date-plum), 1024 nucleotides long. Its product is annotated as NADH dehydrogenase [ubiquinone] iron-sulfur protein 8, mitochondrial. Gene Ontology annotation, molecular function: 4 iron, 4 sulfur cluster binding; NADH dehydrogenase activity. Bases 133 to 819 code for a protein of 228 amino acids. The transcript has 8 exons. Lineage: Eukaryota; Viridiplantae; Streptophyta; Magnoliopsida; Ericales; Ebenaceae. Gene Ontology annotation, biological process: mitochondrial electron transport, NADH to ubiquinone; mitochondrial respiratory chain complex I assembly. The record is from RefSeq and is a predicted model, not a curated record. Gene Ontology annotation, cellular component: membrane.